AUGGUUCGCAAAUUCAUCGAGCGCACGUUGCGCGGGACGAAUCUCGAGAUCUUCAAGUUCGGCCUCUACCUCUCCUUCCCCAUCGGCUACAUGUACUACUUCGGGACGAACCUGGAGAACCGGUUUUCGGUGCCGGGCUUUUGGCCCUCGGCCGAGCAGUCGCACAAGAUUCCCUACGACAAGGACGAGAUCCGCGCCGAGAUCGAGCGCCACCAGCGUGCCAUGCGCGACCAACGCGACCGACAGCGCCAGGAGGCUCUGGAACAGGCCAAGCUGGCUUUUGCUGGCGGACAGCAGCAGCAGCAGCAGCAGCAGAAGCUGGGGACAGGGAGCGAUGACGAGCAGAAAGAGACGGUCUGA
This is a messenger RNA of Fonsecaea erecta, 360 nucleotides long. RefSeq lists its product as hypothetical. The transcript has 2 exons. NCBI's taxonomy places the organism in Eukaryota, Fungi, Ascomycota, Eurotiomycetes, Chaetothyriales, Herpotrichiellaceae. Gene Ontology annotation, biological process: mitochondrial respiratory chain complex IV assembly. The record is from RefSeq and is a predicted model, not a curated record. Bases 1 to 360 code for a protein of 119 amino acids. Gene Ontology annotation, cellular component: mitochondrion; mitochondrial inner membrane.